This is a messenger RNA of Fusarium verticillioides 7600, 2902 nucleotides long. RefSeq names its product beta-glucosidase. Bases 64 to 2367 code for a protein of 767 amino acids. The record is from RefSeq and is a predicted model, not a curated record. Gene Ontology annotation, biological process: glucan catabolic process. NCBI's taxonomy places the organism in Eukaryota, Fungi, Ascomycota, Sordariomycetes, Hypocreales, Nectriaceae. The transcript is spliced from 6 exons. Gene Ontology annotation, molecular function: beta-glucosidase activity.
CAAAGCUCAGGUAACGCGAUGAACUGAUAAAUACAAACAACAACACCUCCGCUCGUUUCCAAGAUGAGGAUCUGCGAGGUAGUUCCAGACAUGAUGUGGUCGACCAAACUCUUGUGUCUUGCGCUGCAAGUCGCAUCUUCUUUCUCUCUUCCUGCUGAGAUUCCGACUGAAGAGUAUCCAUCGCCGAAUGGAACUGGCAAAGGAAUUUGGAAAGAUGCGUAUGUAAAAGCGCAGCAGUUUGUUGAUCGAUUGACGCUCGAGGAGAAAGUCAAUGUUACGCGCGGUUUUGCGGCUGAUAAUGUUUGCGCUGGUAACACGGGUACAAUUCCGCGCCUUGGAUGGCCGGGUUUGUGUCUCCAUGAUGCGGGCAAUGGAGUGAGAGCGACGGAUUUUGUUAACUCCUAUCCUUCUGCUUUGCAUGUUGGGGCGAGUUGGGAUAAGAACUUGACGUAUCAGCGGGGUUAUUACAUGGGGAAGGAGUUCAAGGCCAAGGGAGUGAAUAUUCUUCUUGGACCAAAUGUUGGGCCUUUGGGAAGAACGCCACUUGGUGGACGAAACUGGGAGGGCUUCUCGGUUGAUCCGUACCUGACGGGCCGACUCAGUGCAGAGUCCAUCAUAGGGCAUCAAGACGCCGGAGUGAUUGCCAACGUCAAACACUUCAUCGCCAACGAGCAAGAAACCUAUCGUCGUCCUUACUUUGGCAUUGAAGCAGUAUCCUCAAAUGUCGACGACAAGACUCUUCAUGAGUACUAUCUUUGGCCCUUUGUGGACUCGGUAAGAGCAGGUGUUGCAUCAGUCAUGUGUUCAUACAACCGCGUCAACGGAACAUAUGCCUGCGAGAACAGCAAGCUCAUGAAUGGACUUCUCAAGACUGAGCUUGCGUUUGAGGGGUUUGUGUUGCUGGAUUGGAACGCGCAGCAUAAUCUUGAGAGUGCGAAUGCGGGACUGGAUAUGGUUAUGCCGAUGGGGGGAUUCUGGGGAGAGAAUUUGACGAUGGCUGUUGAAAAUGGGACUGUUAAGGAGGAGAGGGUGACGGACAUGGCUACAAGAAUCCUGGCCGCUUGGUACCUCGUCGGCCAAGAUGUCGACUUUCCAACCCCUGGGAUCGGAAUGAAGAACCUUUCUCUUCCUCACGAGCAAGUCGAAGCUCGCACCCCCGAAUCACGACCAAUUUUGCUCGAGGGCGCUAUUGCAGGGCAUGUACUUGUCAAGAACGUAAACAGCACUCUUCCCUUCGCCGAAAAGCCCAAGAUGAUCUCUGUCUUUGGAUAUGAUGCCACCGCUGCCAAGACGAAGAAUACGGAUAAUCUUUUCCAGCUGGGAUAUACUUCAUCACCGGAGAUGGGACAAGCUGUUCUUGGCACUGAAGAGCAUUUUGACCAAGCUGCCAAGGGAGGAACGAUUGUUUCGGGUGGUAGGGCGGCUGCUAACUCACCGCCAUACAUCAGCGAUCCCCUCAGCGCGAUUCAGCAGAGAGCCGCUAAGGAUGGGAGCUGGGUGAACUGGGACCUUUCAUCCUCUAACCCUGACGUGAACGGCGCAACGGAUGUCUGUCUCGUUUUUAUCAACGCCAUGGCAACUGAAGGAUGGGACCGCGAUGGUCUUCACGAUGACUUCAGCGACGCCCUGAUCCUCAACGUUGCAUCGCAAUGUGCCAACACGAUUGUUACAAUCCACGCAGCAGGCAUUCGUCUCGUUGAUCAGUGGAUUGACCAUCCAAACAUCACCGCAACAAUUAUCGCUCACCUUCCAGGCCAAGAUAGUGGCGAGGCGCUCGUGAAGCUUCUUUACGGCGAGGCCGUUUUUUCAGGAAAGUUGCCGUAUACCCUGGCGAAGAAUGAGAGUGACUAUACCCCUUACAAACCCUGUGGACUGGAAGAGGGAAGCAAGGAUCCGCAGUGCGACUUUACUGAAGGCGUGUAUCUUGACUAUCGCUCUUUCGACGAUCGGGAUGUCACGCCAAGAUUCGAGUUCGGGUACGGCCUUAGCUACACGGAGUUCGAGUACUCUGACUUGGCAGUCAAGGUUGCUGAGACAAGUGCUUCAGCUGCUGAUGAAGAUCUUUGGAGUACGUUUGCUACCGUUCAAGCUACAGUCUCCAACAUCGGAAAGCGAGACGGUGAGGAAGUUGUUCAACUUUACGUUGCUAUCCCGAAUAGUCCACCAAAGCAACUCCGAGGCUUUGAGAAAGUCAAGAUCAACAAGGGCGAAUCUGUCGAUAUUCCAUUUGAACUCACGAGACGUGACCUCAGCGUCUGGGACGUCGUCAAGCAGGAUUGGACUCUUCAGCCGGGCAACUACACCAUUUUCGUCGGCUCCAGCAGCCGUACCCUCCCCCUGAAAGAGUCACUGAACAUAGAAGUUUAGAAGCCAAAUCUAUAAACUUUUGAUUACAAAUCAUACAGGAAUAAACGAGUUACUGUGCUCCCUCGUUAUUAACGCUUAGGCCCCCACAUUGCUCAAGUAUCAACCCUGGAACUCCAAACCGCGGUAGUAAAAUCCUUGCUUUUGCAAGCUGGGUAGAUAACCAAGCCUGAUUCGUUUUGCUGAGUGCUACGGAGAGCGACCACAUGAAACGGUAGACUUGACGGGGAUCUUCUUCGAGAGCCUUUGUGGCGACGCUGAAGAUGUAGGAUAGGGAGGGCUCGGGCUUGAAAGGCGUUUCGUUGUAGGUGUCUAGGCUGGAGCAGAGGAUCUGCAAGGCGUGGAAGUCAAGGGCUGCGGCGUAUACUGUCCACAUGAGGCGCUUUCCUCCAGAGCUGGGCGUCUUUUUGGCGAGGAGGAGGAUAUCGGCGAAUUCCUGUUGUUGUUAGUUACAUUACAUGGCUGUAUUGGAUAAGCUGUCGUACAUCACCGAAGUUUUCGACAUGCCGCCAGAGCUUCUUAAGAUCGUCGUAUCCAC